This is a messenger RNA of Panicum virgatum (switchgrass), 1443 nucleotides long. Its product is annotated as translation initiation factor IF-2-like. The record is from RefSeq and is a predicted model, not a curated record. NCBI's taxonomy places the organism in Eukaryota, Viridiplantae, Streptophyta, Magnoliopsida, Poales, Poaceae. The coding region runs from base 64 to 888 and encodes 274 amino acids. The transcript is spliced from 2 exons.
GACCUUUUCCCCGCACCCUCCCCCCAAUCAGUCGCGAAGAAAUCGAGCAGCAGGAGCACGAGCAUGCGAGGCAUGGAGCUCAGGCAGGGCCGCCGCCGCUACGAGCUCGCCGCCGCCGCCGCCGAGCUUCCAGUCCCCAGAGAGGACGGCGGGUCAGUGGCGUCCGACGACUCCGACUCCGACAGCGAGUUCGAGUUCCCCUCCGUGAGCCGGGAGCCCGCGGCCGGCGGGGGCGCGGCGGCGGACGAGCUCUUCGCGGGCGGCCGCAUCCGCGCGUUCUACCCGGUGUUCGGCCGCGUCCUGGACGACGAGGCCGCCGCCGCGCCGGCGGCGCCGAGGGCGCCGCUGGGGCGGCUGUUCCAGCUCGAGCAGGCGCGGGCCUCCUCCGUCGCGUCCACGUCCUCCACCUCCUCGUCCCUGUCCUCGGCGUCGACGGAUCUCGACGGCGCGGCCCCGGAGAGCUACUGCCUCUGGACGCCCGGGUCGUCGCCGGCGUCCUCGCCCUCGCGGCCGCCGCGGAAGAGCGGGUCCACGGGCUCCGUCGCGCGGUGGCGCCGCAUCGGGGACCUCGUCGCCGGCCGCAGCCGCAGCGACGGCAAGCAGAAGUUCCUCUUCCUCUCCGCGCCGCCGUCCCCGGCCAGGGACAGGGACCCCUCCCCCGCCGCCUCCAAGCCGAGGCCGCCGCCGCCGAAGGGAAGCAGAGCCACGGCCACCUGCGCCACCGAGAUCGACGCGCCCGCCGCGGGGCGCCGGAUGUCGUACGGCGGCGGCAAGGCGUCCCCCGGCGGGCGGCGCACGUUCCUGCCGUACCGGCAGGACCUCAUGGUCAUGGGGCUGUUCGCCAACGCGCACGGGCACGGGCUCAGCCGGAGCCCGCACCCGUUCUGAGCCCCACCGACGCGACGAGCCGUCACCGCCGUGGGCGACCCGUUCCAAGCAGGGAGAUUUUCAAGUCUGAAUUCGGGAUUUGAAAUUUAAGACCAUUUUGACCUGGAGGAUCCCCUGCAAACCCGCUUUGUGGAGAUUAGUACUAGUACUCCGUGUGGGGUUUAAAGCGAAGUCAAAAGAACGGGGUGUGAAGUCAGACAAAGCUGGGGAAAUGCUUUCCGGAUUCGGCGCGGAAAUGAAGUCCGAAGUCGGUGGCAGCCACUUCAGAUUUGUGAAGUUGGCAGGCAACUACUGCUACUACGGAGAAAUUGGGGAAAAAAAAGAUACAUGUGGUUGUUUGUAUAUGUGACUUUGUACAUACGAUGUAUGAUUAUAGUAUUAGCGAAGUACUCCUAGGUGGGUAUAUUUUGCGAGGAAUUCACCUUCCCUCGUUUGCAAUCCACCAUUUUCUUUAUUUUCUGUGUCUUUCGGUGGCAUCUAAUUUUCUAGCCACUGCCCACUGUUUUUUUUCUUUUUCAAAUAACCGCCCACUGGUGAGAGGCAAUCAUUGAGUUA